GUUCACAGUUUACUAAUUAAAUUAACCUAUUAUUACUGGGCUAUUCUGUAACCAUGCUUUCGUUUACCUUCGGCCUGUGCUUCGGCAAAUACAAGGCAUCCUUCGACUACACUCGGGCAUUCAUGCACGCGCACGCACUUCCACCUUCCCAAAAAUCAAAUCAAAACAAAAUCGAAUCAGCUGUCAUAGCUGUCAGUCGUGUAGUGUGCAUGCCAAUUACUAUUCUAGAAUAAAAAUAUAUUUUUUUCUAUGUUUUCACCGAUUACAUAAAGCGGUGUACGAGCAUGAUGCGCGUUUUCGGAUAGAGAAACAUGGUUUUCUCCCGGGCCGUGCAACAUUCUUCGGUACUGCACAAAAUAUUUCGGAGAAUAACCUUUACAAGCGGCGAUCUACGCGUAAUAAAUGCUUCUUCGACCUCCAGUUUUUCCACUGAAUAUUUGGAAAAGGAAAGAUUCCUGCUGUCUGGACAUUGCAUUAGGUCAGUUUGCUGUGCAAGGACAAUGGCCUCAGAUGCAGGAUACUCAAAGAGCCAUCCUAAGACAAACAGAUUGAUAUCAGAAAAGUCUCCAUACUUGCUGCAACAUGCUACUAACCCAGUGGACUGGUAUCCAUGGGGACAAGAAGCCUUUGAUAAGGCGAAGGCUGAAGAUAAGCUGAUUUUCCUUUCUGUUGGUUAUUCGACCUGCCAUUGGUGCCAUGUAAUGGAAAAAGAAUCAUUCGAGAACGAAUCAGUGGCAGAAAUAAUGAACCGAUACUUCGUAAACAUCAAGGUAGAUCGCGAAGAAAGACCCGACGUGGACAAGCUGUACAUGUCCUUCAUCCAAGCCACUAUAGGUAGUGGGGGGUGGCCUAUGUCCGUCUUCCUUACCCCGGACCUCCAACCCAUAGCGGGAGGCACCUAUUUCCCCCCUGAAGACAGAUCCGGAAUGCCAGGAUUCAUGUCUGUGCUGGAGAACAUCGCUGAGAAGUGGAAUCAUAAGAAAGAUGUCAUGCGGCAGUCAGGGAAGUACUCCUUGACGAUUUUGAAGAAGGUUGCUGAGAAAGAGAGCAACGAACAGACUGUAAAGGUGCCUGGUGAAGACGUCUGGAAGAAAUGCCUGUUGCAGUUCACCAGAAAUUACGAAGAAGACUUUGGGGGUUUCAGCAGUGCUCCGAAGUUUCCGCAACCGGUUAGCUUCAACUUCCUAUUCCAUAUGUACUCCAGGAACAAAAAGUCCGAACAAGGCUUCAUGUGUCUGCAGAUGUGCCUGCAUACUUUGACCAAAAUGGCGUAUGGCGGAAUACAUGAUCAUGUAAAUUGUGGAUUUGCUAGAUAUUCAGUGGACGAUCGCUGGCACGUGCCGCACUUCGAGAAGAUGCUGUACGACCAAGCGCAGCUCGCUGUCUCAUACUGCGAUGCAUACGUCCUUACCAAGGAUGCAUUUUACGCUAAGGUCGUUCGCGACAUCCUCACCUACGUGUCACGUGACCUCAGUCAUCCGCGAGGGGGCUUCUACGGAGCGCAGGACGCCGAUUCGUAUCCGUACCACGGGGCUCCGCAUAAGAUGGAAGGAGCAUUUUGCGUUUGGGAGUUUGGGGAGAUUGAAGACUUGUUAGCCGGGAAGGAGACGGACGGGAUCAAGCAUUUUGAUUUGUUUGUGCAUCACUAUAAUCUGAAGGAAGAGGGGAAUGUGAAGCCACGCCAAGACCCGCACGGCGAACUUCGCAAAAAGAACGUUUUGGUGUGUUUCGGUUCGUACGAGAGAACCGCGAAUGCCUUCAAUACGAUCGAAGACAAAGUGGAGCAGAUCCUGAAAGAGUGCCACGCCAUUUUGUAUGAAGAACGCCAGAAAAGACCGGCUCCAGAUACCGACACUAAGAUUGUCACUUCCUGGAACGGCCUGAUGAUCUCAGGUUAUGCGAAGGCGGGUUUCGCGCUGAAAGAUCAAGCUUACAUAGAUCGGGCGAUCCGCGCGGCUGAUUUCAUACGGACUUACUUGUGGAGGGAAAAGGACAAGACUUUGAUGAGAUGCUGUUAUAAGGGGGAAGGAUUCGAUGAGGUUGACGUGCCGUCGAACCCAGUUCCAGGGUUCCUGGAUGAUCACGCAUUCCUCAUUCGUGGUCUACUGGACCUUUACGAAGCUUCUUUGAAUGCCGAUUGGUUACAGUGGGCGGAAACCCUUCAGGAGCAACAAGAUCUGAAGUUCUGGGAUUCAAAGGCGCAUGGAUACUUUACCAGUCCCGAGGGUGAUUCUUCUAUUCUCAUCAGGGGCAAAGAGGAUCAAGAUGGAGCUGAGCCGUGCGGCAACUCAGUAGCUGUCCACAACCUGAUCAGAUUGUCUGCCUAUUUGGACAGGCAGGAUCUGCGCGAUAAGGCUACCAACACGCUUUCUGCUUUCGCUGAAAGGCUUAAUUCCAUACCUAUUGCUUUGCCGGAAAUGGUGUCUGCUCUGAUGUUUUACCAUAACUCCCCAACACAGGUUGUUUUCUUUUCAGGUAUUUAUCGCGGGCCCCAGUGAUGACCGGAAUACUCAACUGCUAUUGGACGAGAUCCGAACUCGGUAUCUUCCAGGCAGAUUAUUGGCUUUAGCUGACGGCAGUGGCGGUGGAUUGUUGUAUAGGCGACAUGGAAAUGCAUUGGCUAGGCUCAGGCCGAUACAUGGGAAACCAGCUGCUUACGUUUGCAGGAAUUUUGCUUGCAGAUUACCUGUUACAGAGCCAAAGGAACUAGGAGCCUCAUUGGAUGAAGGAAAUGGUUUGGACAAAUCGGCUGAGGAGGAUCCUGGCUGUAGUAAAUGAUGGUGGAGAUUGGUCUUAUAACGUGUAACAGUAUUGGUCUCCGUGAGAUUCGCUCUUGUUAUGGUUAACUAUUGUUGAAAAUACUAUGCCUUAUCUUAACUUUCUAUGACAGUAAGACGUUAAAAUCUCUAGGGUAUAUUUAAUGGUAGCUUGUAAUAUACCUAGUAUUUAGAAAAUAAAUAACUAAGUAAUUAGUUGAUUUACAUAUAACAUGCGGCUCCGUUUAUUUCUUAAUCAAGAUGGAUAUUUUUAUCGAUCAAAAAUGCAUCAUUAUAUACCAUUUAGGACGUUUUACAACUGGUCGUUUUUGCCGACGAAAACGUUUACCGCUUUUAAGCAUGCGGACAUCUAAAUAAUUAAUAUAGCAAGUCCAUACUGUUAAACUUGCUAACAACUUUGCAUUUGGUCGCUUUUCCAACUGUCCAGUUUUGAAAUUACCAUACCUGUAUUUAUCUCUAGUACAGCCGUCGUUACUUCCUUCAAUGCAGCAUCAUUUUUACUUUUAUAUAUUACCCGUAAAUUUCAACAAAAUAGAUUUUCCGUUUUAUUAAGAAAGCCGUAAAAGUUUCUGUGUCUCUGUCACGCGAACCACGAAAAGCCGUUAGUUCAUGUCGCAGUCGUCGUUAAAUUUUUAUUCGGCCGAAAUUUAGUGAACCUAUAAAUCCUUUCUUGGGCAACUGGAAAACCCUCAUUUCCACCUCAACUGAAUCAAAUGAGAAGCCGAGCACAAUUCUUUUCUCGUAAUGGUAAUACCGCACUUUGUGAUACAAAUUCUGAAUGUAAGACUUUCUAUGUGAAAAAAACAAUGAUAUUUUCCUAUUAUAUAUCUAAUAACAUACCCGCUGUUCGUUGCUGUUAGGUUACCAAUGAAACAUUUCACAUCUUUUGGACAAACAACAUCGUUCUAUUAUGAUUCAUAAGGUCAUAAUGUUGAAUGAUUCGUAAGUUGAAGUAUUUUGAUUUGUCCACACUGGUGAGCCAGCAUCUUUUAUUACAUUAUUAUAUGUAUAUCUAGAUCUUAAGAGGAUUGUGAUACUUUUGUUUGUGAGUGAUAAUAUUGAGAUACAAUUAUUGUAAAUUCUGUACGUAUAUGAUUUCAAUAUUUAAUAAAAGUUACUGCUAAAGUA
This is a messenger RNA of Acanthoscelides obtectus, 3905 nucleotides long. Lineage: Eukaryota; Metazoa; Arthropoda; Insecta; Coleoptera; Chrysomelidae. The record is from the annotation of a GenBank genome assembly.